Molecule: messenger RNA, 705 nt
Organism: Macrosiphum euphorbiae (potato aphid)
Lineage: Eukaryota; Metazoa; Arthropoda; Insecta; Hemiptera; Aphididae
Source: the annotation of a GenBank genome assembly
AUGGAAAUACUAUCAUCUGAGCUGGGAAAAUGGACCAAGUCAAUGUUGGUGGAUUUUAUCCUAUCCAAAUCACUCCCAUCUGGUAUCAAGCUAAGUGAUGAAUUGUCACAAAAACUUUUUAGCCCAACCGAUCCCGUUAUGCCCCCAUCUAACUCAUUAGAUGUUGCAAACAUACUCCAAUCGAUUGUUUCCGAACUUAAAACCCUUUCCGAAAGUAAUCUGAAAAUGCAUGAUAAGCUCAACCGUCUUGGUAUGACUGGAUCCACUGAUAAUGUCGUUAAGCACAGACCUCCAAUAGUUACUAUGCAAGCGACCCAACCAACAUCUGGGAGUAAGAUCUCAGCUGCAAAACGACCAUUACCAACGGAAUCUACUAAGUUUAUUAUCGGAUCUGGUAAUCAAAAACCCACGAAGAUUUCUGCCGCACCUAUCCGUAAACACUCGGAUAUAUUCGUCUCAAGACUAGAUCCGCAUGUUACCACUGAGAUGCUUAAAACUGAACUGUUCCCUACAUUGGAUGACAUCACUAUCACUCAACUUACGACCAAACACCCUACAUACGCCUCCUUCCAUAUCCAAUUGCCACUUCAAAACCUAAAUGAAGUACUGGAACCUUCAUUUUGGCCUGAAGGUGUCAUUGUGAAGCGCUUCUGGCGACGUUUGCAACCAGGUAUGUCGCUGAACUCAGCUCCAAAAAACUUAUAG